Homalodisca vitripennis (glassy-winged sharpshooter) is the source of this 4566-nucleotide messenger RNA. Its product is annotated as neuroligin-4, X-linked. The record is from RefSeq and is a predicted model, not a curated record. Gene Ontology annotation, biological process: presynaptic membrane assembly; chemical synaptic transmission; modulation of chemical synaptic transmission. NCBI's taxonomy places the organism in Eukaryota, Metazoa, Arthropoda, Insecta, Hemiptera, Cicadellidae. Gene Ontology annotation, cellular component: postsynaptic membrane; cell surface; synapse. The coding region runs from base 630 to 4457 and encodes 1275 amino acids. Gene Ontology annotation, molecular function: neurexin family protein binding; signaling receptor activity. The transcript is spliced from 9 exons.
CCUCCGGACCGGUAGUACAAUGCGGUGCGAGUGUCGCGUAUUUGUGCUUACUGGUGCUUGUGCAAUUUUGUGUUUUAUGUUUAGUGUAGUGCAACCAUCUUGUGUUGUUUUCUAAGUGAUACUUCACUCUACAACUGUCCAACAAGAUAUGUCCUUCACUUUAAAUGUGUAGGGGGACAAUACAUCCUUUAUUUACUUUAGUGUUUGAAUGAUUUAGGAUCUUUAAAUUCUCGAAUACAUUAUUACUUUUAUUUAUAACGUUUAGCGAUCAAAUAGCACGUUAUUUUGUAUUGGUUCAUUAUUAUUAGUAUUAGUAUUAAAUUUAUUGUUGCUUCAUAUUAACUGCAAUGACAGAAGGUUCCAUUAGUUCGUAUUUAACCACUUACUAUAUUGUAACGAGUAAAUAGAUAAAUUUGUUUACUCAUUAAACGCGAACCCCUCAAAAUUUGGACUGUUGACUUUUGAACGAAUGCAAAGAAGUAAGGAAUAUAAUAUAAUAUAGUAGGAACGUAAGAAAUAAGGAAUGUAACCGUAUACGACCCCAGAAAAUAACCCAACGACAAUUUUGGGUUGUAGCUUAUUCGUAGACGAAAAAUAAUUACUUUUACGUUUUAUCGUUUCUUAAAAAAAUGUUCAGACUUUACUUGUUACUUAUACCUACUGCGUAUCUCUGGGAAACCUUUCUGUGCUACGAAUACGGGCCAUACCCAUCGGCACGGAUUGUGGAUACCAAGCAGGGACAGCUGAAAGGAACCAUCAGGACUCUGAGGAACCUGGACCCUGUGGAAGUGUACCUCGGUAUCCCGUACGCAGCGGCUCCUGUCGGUUCCCAACGCUUCAUGCCACCCGCCUCGCCGCCACCUUGGUCAGGCGUGCGGAUAGCUGACUCCUUCGGCCCUGUGUGUCCUCAGUCGUUCCCGCCCAAACCGGCUACUACAAUCCCGACCGGCCGCUGGGGCUACAUGGACCGAGUCAGACACUUCCUGAGUAACCAGAGCGAGGACUGUCUAUACCUCAACGUCUACGCUCCUGUCAGAGAUCACGGCCAUAACCUGUGGGAAAAGCCUCCACCCAGCAAUUUGCCUGUGAUGGUCUUUAUCCACGGAGAGUCAUUCGAGUGGAACUCCGGUAACCUGUACGAUGGCUCGGUGCUCGCCAGCUAUGGCAAGGUCAUCGUUGUCACUGUCAACUUUCGCCUUGGCAUCCUAGGGUUUCUGAAGCCUGGUGUAAGUGCCCACGUUCCCAGCAACUUCGGGUUGUUGGACCAGGUUGCAGCUCUAGAAUGGGUCAAGAGCAAUAUUAUCCAGUUCGGGGGCGACCCUCGCAGCGUCACCCUCAUGGGUCACGGCACCGGCGCAGCCUGCGUCAGCCAUCUCAUGAUCUCACCCUUGUCCCAGGCUGAGGGCAACAGAGGUGGGCUGUUCCAUCGAGCGAUACUAAUGAGCGGCACUGCGUUGGCAGAUUGGGCUUUAACUUCCAACCCCGUGCAAGUGACCAUACAAGUGGCACAGGCCCUCAACUGUCCGGACUCCGAGGACCGUAUGGCCGACUGUCUACGCAGGAAGCGACUUCACGAGCUCACCUCUGUUGAUGUUCAAGUGCCUCCCUUCAAGACACCUUUUGGACCCGUUGUCGACGGUCAUGUGGUACCCAACGAACCCUCAGUCAUCAUGAAACAUUACACCAGCAUGCUGCAACAGUUUGACAUGAUGAGCGGACUGACGGAGAUGGAGAGUUACAACCUGCUUAGUGACGUCGCUCUCGUAGUUGGCCUCACUGAGAACGAGUUUAUUGAAAAGCUUAACGAGUUUUUUAAUGCGAAAUAUGAGAAGUUGCCAGAGCUAGCGCGGACGAAGGCGAUGGCUUACUAUCGCACUUGGGAGAAGACGAGAUCAGGAUCGCCAGCCCAAGGUUAUCGGGACACUCUGCUGCAGAUACUCAGUGACGCGAGGGUGGCAGCUCCAGUGGUCAGGACAGCUCAGUACCACUGCAACGUCAACCCCAAGUCAUACUUCUACGUCUUCCAGCAUGGGACCAAUUACGCCAAUCUCCGAACAUGGAUCCAGCAGUCAGUACAGGGUGAGGAACUACCGUACGUGUUUGGCGUGCCGCUCGAGACGCGCGGCUUACACUACGACACUAGCUACAACCAGCAGGAGAAGCUGCUCUCCGAAGUAGUUAUGACACUUUGGACUAACUUCGCAAAAACAGGGAAUCCCAACGCUCCGCGCAGACACAACUUCCAGACCCAGAGUCACAGUGACUGGCGGCAGUACGACGUGGAGUGGCCAGAGUUCGAGCAGAUAGACGAGAAGUAUUACAGCAUAGGUAUUCCACCAUCCAUACAAAAACUCUACCGCCAGCGACAAAUGAAUUUCUGGAACCAUGAUCUUCCUUUGUCAUUAAACCGAUCAGACAUAUAUAUAAACCCGCCCCACUUUUCUCCUGAACCAGACAUAAGAGACAAGGACAUAAUUACAUCACAACAGGGUACGGAUGGUAAAAGCCCUCCACCACCACGAAUACACUACGAUCCUAUCACCUUUAUGCCUCCUGUUGAACCAGAAAUGAGCGUACCUGAGGAAACCAAGGAGCAUCCUGAUCCAGAUGGGCAGAGUACUCGGUUAAACGCUAUAGCCUCAUCUGUUACUCUAAGUAUCGUAAUUUUAGUUGGAAUCAGUUUCCUUGUAGUAAACCUGUGCGCUUUUGCUGGUCUUUACUAUCAGCGUGACAAACUGAGAGUCAGAGAAAGAAUCGUUAAUACUCGAUAUAGAUGCGUAAACGUAGGAACAGAAGACGACGAUAUGGAAGACCACUACAUGAAGACUGAGUCUCGUCCAGUAGCUGCUGGAACUACCAGAGACACAAAAAAUGCUGAAAUUAAGAGUAUUUUGAAAUCCAGUGAAGGUAUCUAUGAACAAGUAAAAUCCGGCAGUGUUAAAACUGCUAGUGUAGGUAAAGCAGGAAAAAGGAUGGGAAUUUCCAGGCAAGCAAGCAGUAGUACCGUUACGAUAGACCCUCAUACAAAAGUGAAGGAGUGGAUCGCGCAAGAAAUUGUUCAGAGGUGUUCGCCAAGAAUUCUUAGGAAAGGCAAAAAAACUGAUUUAAAAGUAGGAAGUUGUGAUACAUGUGCAGACCAGUUAGAUCAGAUAUCUAAUAAAACUUUAGAUUCCAAUACAUCUAAAGUUGGAAGCCUUUCAAUGCUUCCAAAACCAAAAGCCAAAAAAGUAUCCGUGGCUAUUGAUGCGACUCCAGCCACAAGAUCAGCAAGUGUCCUGCAGCAGACUCCAAUAGAACUUACUAAAUCGAUGGAUGAAGGUCUGGCACUUACGUAUUUAUCUCCCAGUCCAUACAGUGAUAGCUUAAAAGCUUCUACUUCAAUGGUAACUAUUUUAAAACGCCCAUCUUUACAACGUUCAGAUGCCAUGAACUCAGAUGAGUCAAUAAGUGAAAGAGUUGAGCCUUUGAGGAGAAGUACUAGUAUAAAUCUGCAAGUAUCUGCAAAAUCAGACAACACUCCCAUUGUCGCUCACUUUCAUUCUCGAUCAGACCCUGUGCCUUACAGAUCUGGCAGUUCUAAUCCAAUCAAUGUUCACAUAUCACCUGACAAAGGUCCUUGUGAUGUUCUGUAUAGUCAAGUACAAAAGCGGCCCAAAGUCGCUACUCCAGCACAACUAACACCAACUCGUGAUAAGCACUUUGAUAUAAACGUAACUUCCCGAGACGAUCUGCCGGAGGGUACAGAAGUAUCUGCUGAAGAAGCGUUAGACAACAUAAAAAGAAGAAAUUAUCCCAAAGUACUUCCAGAUUAUCCUGACGAAGAGGACUUUCAUCUUCAAAAGGCAACUAAAAGACGGUCUUUGCCUUUAAGUUCACAUUUUAUAACGGAUCCUGGAGGGAUUGAAGAAGGGAGUUACAGAGGGGAUAUUCCAUUAUCAUUGAAGGUUCCACCACCUCCUCCGCCUAGAGUUUCUACUCUCGGAAGAAAACAUUCAAACACAUCUCCAGUAACUCCAAUAUCAACAUCGCAGCUCACUGUUAAUCUAAAACCAACAGUGAAGAGCAACGUUCCUGUAGCAGUAAGAAAUCCAGUUACAUCAUCAAACACCCCCAUCCGUCCUGCAACACACAUUGUUGAUAAUGUUCCUCCUCACUCUCAGAUUAAAAGAAUAGAACCGAGAGUUAUUAUUAAGCCUACUAUGAACCCAAUUACAAGUAAAAAGGAUAAGCAAAGUAACGUUUCAAACAUACCAAGGGUAACUCCACAACAGCCUUCCACAUUCGGAUCAUCGAAGGAUUUAUCUGCAAGGCCCCCACCAUCUACAUCUUCCAAGCUUCCUGAGAUGGGGAUGGGCAGAAAAGCUAAAAUCACUCCAAUUAAAAAGACAGUAUCGACAGAAACAGCCCUAGAUUCUUGUGAAAAUACUGCAGGUACUAUUAAAAGACUUAACAAGUAAUUCUACGCAUUUAUACAUCUUUGCUUUAGAUAUUCGUUACCUCAACUUAUUUUAUAACAGUGUAUGUCAAUAUGAUGUCUUUUUCAAUAAAAAUAUUUUGUAACUGUGA